Trichechus manatus latirostris (Florida manatee) is the source of this 1376-nucleotide messenger RNA. RefSeq lists its product as uncharacterized. NCBI's taxonomy places the organism in Eukaryota, Metazoa, Chordata, Mammalia, Sirenia, Trichechidae. Gene Ontology annotation, molecular function: methyltransferase activity. The record is from RefSeq and is a predicted model, not a curated record. The transcript is spliced from 8 exons. The coding region runs from base 11 to 952 and encodes 313 amino acids.
CGCGUGCGCAAUGCGGGCCUUCUUCCGCGCUGAUGUCUGCUCCAAGAUGGAAUUCUGUUCCGGGCGGCGAGCGGUGCUGCAACUGCUCAGAGCAGUGGCGCCGGCCGACCGCCCAGCACUGCUCCAGUGGAUGCGAACGACCCGAGAUUUUGAUGAAUUCAUUCAAGAUAAUAAUGAUGUUAUGUUGAAAAGCAUAGCAGAAGACCUUCGGAAUUGCUUACCUCUAGAAGCUAUGCUUUCCUCAGAACAUCUAGCUCUUCAAAAAAUACAGCAACAGCCAGAACCCACAGUUCACUUUGAUGCAUUCCUUUAUGAUGAAGACUUUAUUGAUUCAUUAUGUGAAGAAGGAAGAAUGAGCAGAAACUACUGCAUGGUGUGUGGCUCACACCAAACGGCACCUUUAGGAUUUAUUUCUCAUUCCUUCUCCCUCACGGAAUUGAAGUUCAUUUAUCAUCAUGUACUCCCUGAUCUGUCGGGAAAGGUCUUGGUUGACGUUGGCUCCAGGCUUGGCGCAGUCCUUUAUGGGGGUUAUCUUUACAGUUCAGCAUUGCAACUAUAUGGAGUAGAAAUGAAUGAAGAUUUUUGCCAGUUGCAGGAAAUGGUCAUAAAAAAAUACCAGUUCACUGACAGAGUAAAGGUGCUUCAUGCAGACAUCUGUACCCAGGGUUCACUUCUGCAAAAUGCUGAUGUUGUUAUAAUGAAUAAUGUCUUUGAAUAUUUUCUUAAUGAGGCAGAACAGACCAGAGCCUGGGAAUAUAUCAACCAUAAUGUAAGGAAACAGGGAUCGUUAUUAGUAACAGUGCCAAGUCUUGAAGAGUCUCUUUCAGGUCUUCAGUCUAAUAUACAGUUAUCCCUUUGGGUUGAAGAGGUACCUCUAAACUAUGAUGUAUACCCAGAAAAGGAUAUUGACAGAGAAGCUCUUGAGCAAAUUCAUUUGUAUAAGAUUCUAUAGCACUAAAAGAGUCCUGCCUUGGUGUAAUGUUUUAUUAAGUAUAUUAUAAAAUAAUGGGGGGAAAAAAAACAUAACCCCAAUAUCCUAACACAUAUUUUUUCUGUAUGUCUUUCUAAUCUUUGUACAUAUACUUACGUAUAUGUAAAUAGUUGUAUAACUUUGUUCUACUUUUUGUGAUAGUAUAAUUAAAACAUUUAUCUGAAAAUAAUUGUUUUUCCCUGGUUUCUUUUAUUCUGUUAGAAGCAUAAAUAUUUGUCUUUCUUUAGUCACUAAUUCUGUAGGCCAAGUCCAGAUAUGGCCCCCCAACAAAAGACCAUGUGUUAGUUAUUUAGUGCUGCUAUAACAGAAAUACCACAAGUGGAUAGCUUCAACAAAGAGAAUUUUAUUCUCUUACAGUCUAGUAAGUUACAAGUCCAAAUUCAGG